Messenger RNA from Varanus komodoensis (Komodo dragon), 1993 nucleotides. RefSeq names its product glycoprotein integral membrane 1 (gene GINM1). The record is from RefSeq and is a predicted model, not a curated record. The coding region runs from base 209 to 1195 and encodes 328 amino acids. NCBI's taxonomy places the organism in Eukaryota, Metazoa, Chordata, Lepidosauria, Squamata, Varanidae. The transcript has 8 exons.
UGCUCCGAGCUUGAUGGAAAGCGCGCUGCUCAGCCCUUUCCCAGGGCCAAGGAUCCCCUCACCCCGCGCUCCCACAGCACCCCUUCCGACGCUGCAUUCUUCUCGGGGCUCGCCGCCUCCGCUGCCUGCCGGGCUCCACCCAGCUUCUGCUCCGCCUCCCGUCUCGCUUUGUUGAUGUUUCACUUAGUUUUAAUUCCCGGCUCCCAAGAUGGAGGCGGCGCGGGAGGCACACGAGUUCUUUCGGCUGGUGGCGGGGCUCCUUCUGCUGUUGCCCCCCUGCUUGGCUGCUCCGGACCCCACAGCCGCUUUCUCCCAGCUCGUAAGCCAGGAAAGCAUAAGGAUUAAAGUUAAUAUGCUGGAAAACAAUGGGGACAUUCAGGAAAGACAGGUUGUCCUUAAUAUAUCCUAUGUUAAUGGCCAGGUGUAUGUAAAUGACUUCCCACUGAAGAGUGGAGUUGCAAGAAUAAAGUGUCAGACUUUAAUACUGGAAAAUGGAAGCUCUAACACUAAACUGGAUCACAAGCGGUUGGGCAUUGUCAGCGUUCGCAUUAUGGUCCACGAGUGGCCAAUGGCAUCCAGCUCCAACUUACAGUUGAUUGUUGUUCAGGAGGAAGUGACAGAAAUUGAUGGAAAGCAGGUUCAGCAAGAUGAUGUGACUGAAAUAGAUAUAUUGGUAAAGGACUCAAGAGUCCUUCGACACACAAAUUACACUGUUCCACUGAAGGAAAGUAUGCUGUAUUCCAUCCCCAGAGACAAUGAUGCCUUAUUCACACUUCCAAACAUUGCAGGAAAAGUGGAUGUUGAAAGUCCACUACAAACAACCAGCCACUAUCUUCUCAGACAAGUAGAAACGACAAUUGAUGAAGAGACAAUGCCUGGCAAAUUGCCAGAGACUCCCCUCCGAACAGAACUUCCAUCCUCCUAUAAGGUAAUGUGCCAGUGGGUGGAAGAACUGAGGAAAGAGCUUUGCAGACUCUGGCUUAACUCCUUCCCAGUGUUCUUUAAUCUUAUGGAGGUCAUUGUGGUUGGAGUGGUUGGAGCAGCUUUAAUCAUAAAAGUCUUAAAAGUGUGCUGUCCCUCAUGUGAACCUAGGGGCAUCCUCCAGCUUGAUGCCAAUGUCAUACCAGUGGUUGCGAUCAGCUUACUUCAAGAUAUUCCAGAGAAGACAGAUAAUAUAGAGGAAAAAUGUAUUUAAAAACAUUUACUGUAAUUGUAUGAAUUUGUUGACCUGACAUUUGGCACUUGAUUCUUAAUAUAUUAUGUAAUUUUUCCUAUAUUAAGCCUAUGAACUGUCAAUGUUUAAAAGACACUUAAGGCUGAGGCCUGAAAGAGUGAAUCUUGUUCCUCUUCAUUUCAACCAUCCUAAUAUAUCUUGCCAAAAGAAAAAAAAGUAGCAGUUUCCUUACAUAAGGACUUCACUAAGUUCUAACUUCUAUGAAGUAAUUGCCCUACACUGAUUGCAUGAACAUGCCAUGCUAAUCCAAAUAACUUCUACUUGGAAAUACCUGGAGAUUUGAAUACUUUUCCAUGUAAAUAUGAUUAAGAUUACAGCCUUAAGCUCUACAGAGCAAUCGAAAAUAAGUGAAUAGGUCCCAGCAACAUGGAAUAGAGUAAUAGUGUGAACAGGAUUAUACACAUCUGUGACAAAAGGAAAGCUACUUUAGGCCUAUUAUCCUUAAGCGUGCCUUGUGGAAGGGGUCAGGAGCUUUCUUACUGUCUUACACAAGUAGGUUAUUGCUGCAAUUCUUUUUUCCCCCCUCUUCAAAGGCAAUCGGACAUUACAAGCACUUUAUUCAGUCAUUUUAAAUAAGGUCUCUCCCCACUAAAAGUUGUAAGCAUUUGUAAAACUGUGCUUCUUGAAAUUGUAGUACAGUAUGUCUCUUGCCCAAGAGCACAAAUGUCUUUUUUAAGAUGUUGAUGUACUAAGAGCAGUUUUACAGAUUUGUAUGAUCACAACUUUACAAUAAAUCAUUACCUGUUGAGAGAAACUGGA